AUGACAACAGCGAUUUGUUCGUAUGAAAACAUUCGUCAGAUAACUUCAUGUACUGUCUGUAAUCGCACGUUUAAAGACCCGCGAAUCUUACCAUGUGGUCACACAUUCUGCAUUGAUUGUAUACGAAAUACAAUGCUUGAUACAACUAUCAUGUCCUGUCCGAACUGCUUGGCUAAACAUACGAUUGUGAAUGUUGAUUUGUUAUCACAAAAUGUUGCUUUGAUGCAGUUGUUGCAUAUACGAAAAAUCGAUAUUGUUCAGAAUAAACAGUGUGCGAUAUGCAAUGCGCAACCGUCGAUCACAUCAUGUGCACAUUGUUCUCGGCAAGCGUGUGUUUCGUGUUUGGAAAUUCAUCGACAAGAAGUUAUUGGAGAAAUAACACGUGAAACAAUCGAAAUCGAACGAAUGAGUGAAGAAUUGAAGUUAACGUUGAGUCAAUCGGCGAAUGAUUUUCGAGAUCAAUGUGAUGAAACAUUUCAACAUGUGAACAAACGUUUUGAUGAAAUGCAAAAGAAUUUGAAGUUGUUAAAUGAACGUUUGUGUCAGAAAAUUCAAGAAUUUCAUGAUCGACGUCAAGCGGAUCUGACACGAUGUGUCGCUCGUCUUCAUACGGAAAUACAAUCAAUCGAUAAAUUCGUUCUCGAUUCCAAACAUUUACUCGUCGAUGUCAAUGUUCAGACUGAAGUUCUUCUGCGCUUAAAACAACAAUUUCAAGAACCUCGAAAACGCAUGCCGAUUCUUUCUCGUGAUUUAAUCGAAUCAACACCAACAAUUCAGUUCGCAUCAUCAUCAUUUCAAAUGCUAAACGAAGAAUUAGCUGGUACACUUGUCCUUGACAAACCUAUUCACGGAAAUAUACCUUCAACGGGAAUAUCAGCGAGUGGCGAUCACGAUAAUCGAUUAUCUGCCUUAACAUCAGGUUCUCGAACGGGUAAAAUGGAAAUCAUCGGGCAAGAAGGCAAUGGAAAAUUAGAAUUUAAAUCACCAGCUGGAAUGACGAUCAAUAGUGAUGGACAUUUAGUUAUUUCAGAAGUUGAUAACAAUCGAUUACAAAUUUUGACGCGAGAAUUUACACAUAUUCGAACAAUUAUUGGUUUUCGUGAGCCGCGUGAUGUUUGUUUCACAAAGGAUAAACGUUAUUUAAUAACUGAUAAUCAUAAAUUAAUCAUCUUAGACGAAGAAUUUCAUAAAGUCGAAGUUAUCGGUUCGAAUAAAUCUGGCAAAGGCAGACACAUGUUCAAUAAUCCCACUGGUAUCACCACCGACAACGAUGAUGAUAAUAUUCUCAUCUGUGACACAAACAAUGAUCGAUUAAUUGUCAUAUCACGAGAUUUCAAAUGGAUACGUGAAAUUAACACUGGCUUCGAAACAUCACCACGUUAUAUCUGUACACGACAGAAUAUCCUCUAUGUUACAUGUGGAACCAAAGGUUGUGUGUUAACAUUCAAUAAACAUACAGAUCAACAAUUGCAGAUAAUACCUGAAGUGACAUUGGGUUUAACAAUUGAUGCACCACGAUCCAUUCGUUGUGUACGAGACUUAUUAUUUGUUACAUCAAGUUUAUCGAAAAGUAUUUUUGUUUUUACGAUUGAUGGAGAAUAUCGUGGAGAAUUAAGACAUGAAUUAUUCGCCAAACCGAUCGGAAUUCUUUUCGUUGAUGAUAGUCUUUAUGUAACUGAUUGUGAUAAACAUGCGUUAUUUCAUUUUAAUGGAGUUUUGCAAUAA
Adineta ricciae is the source of this 1725-nucleotide messenger RNA. NCBI's taxonomy places the organism in Eukaryota, Metazoa, Rotifera, Eurotatoria, Adinetida, Adinetidae. The record is from the annotation of a GenBank genome assembly.